AUACUUAAAUUAAUUUCCUGUCCCGUAUUAGUUUUGAGCUCUAGGUUUUCAUCAAGGGGAACUACUCAUGUUAAACUAUUUUUAGACACCAAACGAAAAUGUAAACACGAAAGACAAAAUAUAUUUUGUACAUACUUUAUAGAUGAAGAGGUAUUUACAAGUAAGGCAAAUUAAUGGAGGGUAAAACGAUAUAAUAAUAUGGCAAGUCAAAGUAGUGUUUUCUCUAACGCAAGUACUGUACCGCUGGAUUUGAUUGAUGAACAAGAUGACGAUUUCGUCAACGAAAUUGAAGAAGUCGAUAGAAUAUUUUUUGGGAAUGUAGAAAUCAAUGAAAUUAAUGAACAUGACUUUAACACAAACGAUGAUGAUGACACAGAUAAUGACGAGUCUGAUAAAGAAAAUACUGAGCCAUGUCCGAUAGCUUUCAGUGAUUUAGACAUAAAUGAAUCUGUCAAAGAAAAACAAUUUCUUGAAAACACUUGCAAAUGUGAAAAACUAUACAAUAAAGUACCAUGCAGCACUAUUGUUAACCACGAAGUAUUGUCUGAAUUUAGAUAUAGUUGUUUAGAAAUGGACAAAAAUGAGCUUGACAUGGUAAUAAAAGUUCAACUGUUUGCACACAGAAACAAUGACACAAAUGUUGAUGCCAAAAAACAUAAAAGCAAAGAAAGAGAAAGAAUAAAUCAGCAGUAUUAUUUUAAUGGCCACCAGAUAUGCAGGAAGACUUUUUUAUUUGCACAUGCAAUUGGAAAAUCUCAGCUAGAUUCUAUAUCCAAAUCAUUGGAAAAAGAAGGUUUAAAACCCAGGACUCAUGGAAACACUGGUAAAACCCCUAAGCAUGCUUUGUCCAUAACUGAUAUUCAGAGAGUGAAGCAUUUUCUUCAGGAAUAUGCUGUAAAAUUUGGAGUCCCCUUGCCUGGUCGUUUGCCAAAUCACAAAGACUUAAAGGUGACUUUACUGCCUUCAGAUAAAACUAAAGCUGACAUACAUCAAAUAUAUCAAGAAGCUGCAUCUUCACUUAACUACAGGGCAAUAAGUUUAUCUGAGUUUAAGAAGUUGUGGUUAGAGCAGUGUCCACAAAUAGUCCUCAUGAAACCAGCAACAGAUUUAUGUUCAGCUUGUCAAAGCUUUACUGUCAGUUUAAGUAACACAGGAAAUAUGACAGAAGAAGAAAAGACCAUUUUGUUACAAAACUAUGGUGGUCAUGUUGAAAAGGCUAAGAAACAGAGAGACUAUUACAGAGAUCAAUGCCAAGAAAGCAAGGAGAAUUAUACUCAUUUACCAGACAAUCAAAGAAACAGAGGUCAACCGCCACUAUCAUUUGAAGGAAGCAUGCAUUACAGCUUUGACUAUGCACAACAAAUACACUAUCCACACUAUGCACAACAAGUGGGGCCAUUGUUUUUCAAAACUCCAAGGAAAUGUCAGUGUUUUGGUGUCUGUGCUGAAGGUCCAGGAUCACAGAUAUUUUACCUUGUUGAUGAAAGUGAAGAGACUGGAAAGGGUGCCAAUAGUGUAAUUAGCAUGCUACAUCACCAUUUUGAAUAUAAGUCAUAUGGGGAAACAACAGUCAAACUUCACAUGAACAACUGUACAGGGCAGAACAAGAAUAACUUUGUAAUUUGGUAUGGUAUGUGGAGAGUAUUGACAGGUAGACACAACAGUGUGGAAUUUAUUUGCAUGGAAGCUGGGCAUACCAAAUUUCAUCCAGACUGGCAUUUUGGAUUAUGGAAGGUGAAAUGGAGACAUUAUUCAGCAGAAACCUUACAGGAAAUAGCCAAAUCUGUUACAGAUUCCUCAAGGAAUAAUCAUAAUAUAGCACAACUUGUUGAUGAUGAAGAUUGCCCUGUUAAAUUUUUCGACUGGAAGUUAUAUUUAAAGCAAUUUUUUAAACAGUUGCCAGCACUAACAACAUAUCAUCAUUUUCGGAUGAUAAAGGAAUCACCAGGAGUAGUUUUUGUUAGGGAGUAUUGUGACAAUGCUGAAAAACAGUUUCGGUUGUUAAAAAAUAGAGUUGUGAUUAACCCAUUAUCUGAACCAACGGAAUUGCCAAAAAAGGGGUUAGAUGCAAUGCGUCAGUGGUACUUGUAUCAAGAGAUAAGCCCACUCUGUUAUGGUAGCAAAGACAUUACCUGCCCCAAACCCACUAUACCAAAGCCGGAAAUUACAGUAAUUCAGGACAGGAAUAGUACAAGGAAAUGUAGCUACUGUAAAAAAACUGGACACGAGACAAGUAGAAAUGGAAAAUUGUUGUGUCCAUUGAAACCUAAAUAA
Mytilus trossulus (common blue mussel) is the source of this 2274-nucleotide messenger RNA. RefSeq lists its product as uncharacterized. The transcript has 5 exons. NCBI's taxonomy places the organism in Eukaryota, Metazoa, Mollusca, Bivalvia, Mytilida, Mytilidae. The coding region runs from base 199 to 2274 and encodes 691 amino acids. The record is from RefSeq and is a predicted model, not a curated record.